Molecule: messenger RNA, 4003 nt
Organism: Apaloderma vittatum (bar-tailed trogon)
Lineage: Eukaryota; Metazoa; Chordata; Aves; Trogoniformes; Trogonidae
Gene: EPHA7
Product: EPH receptor A7
Exons: 17
Biological process (GO): protein phosphorylation; cell surface receptor protein tyrosine kinase signaling pathway; axon guidance
Cellular component (GO): plasma membrane; neuron projection
Molecular function (GO): transmembrane-ephrin receptor activity; ATP binding; protein binding
Source: RefSeq, a predicted model, not a curated record
UCAAAUGGAAGUAUGAAGUUAAAUGUGCAGCUUUGAAGAAGGAAUCUUCAAAGCGUACCAAACCUAGACAUGUGGUUGAUCACUCUACAGGUUUGGCUGUUUUAAUAUUGCUGGACUCUAAAGCACAACAGACAGAGUUGGAAUGGAUUUCCUCUCCUCCCAAUGGGUGGGAAGAAAUUAGUGGACUGGAUGAAAACUACACUCCUAUACGAACAUACCAGGUAUGCCAGGUGAUGGAAUCAAACCAAAACAACUGGCUUCGGACUAACUGGAUUGCAAAAAGCAAUGCACAAAGGAUUUUUGUAGAACUGAAAUUCACUCUGAGGGAUUGUAACAGUCUUCCUGGAGUUCUGGGGACUUGUAAAGAAACUUUUAACUUGUAUUAUUAUGAAACAGACUACGACACUGGCAGGAAUAUCCGAGAAAACCAGUAUGUAAAAAUAGACACUAUUGCAGCAGAUGAAAGCUUUACCCAGGGUGACCUUGGGGAGAGAAAAAUGAAACUUAACACAGAGGUGAGAGAAAUUGGACCUUUGUCCAAAAAAGGAUUCUAUCUUGCGUUUCAGGACGUAGGGGCCUGCAUUGCUUUGGUCUCGGUCAAAGUCUACUACAAGAAGUGCUGGUCCAUCAUUGAGAACUUAGCUAUUUUUCCUGACACAGUGACUGGCUCAGAGUUUUCCUCUUUAGUUGAAGUACGAGGAACUUGUGUCAGCAGUGCAGAAGAGGAGGCGGAGAACUCACCGAAGAUGCAUUGUAGCGCGGAGGGAGAAUGGUUAGUGCCUAUUGGAAAAUGUAUCUGCAAAGCAGGAUUCCAGCAAAAAGGAGACACAUGUGAACCUUGUGGCCGUGGAUUCUACAAAUCCUCUUCGCAAGAUCUGCAGUGCUCGCGCUGCCCUACUCACAGCUUCUCUGACAAGGAAGGAUCCUCAAGAUGUGACUGUGAAGAUAGCUAUUAUAGAGCACCUUCUGAUCCACCAUAUGUCGCAUGCACAAGACCUCCAUCUGCACCACAGAACCUCAUUUUCAAUAUCAACCAGACUACAGUGAGUUUGGAGUGGAGUCCUCCCGCUGACAACGGGGGAAGAAAUGACGUGACCUACCGCAUUUUGUGCAAGAGGUGCAGCUGGGAGCAGGGCGAAUGUGUUCCCUGUGGGAGUAACAUUGGAUAUAUGCCCCAGCAAACUGGAUUAGUAGAUAACUAUGUCACUGUCAUGGACCUGCUAGCUCAUGCUAACUACACAUUUGAAGUUGAAGCUGUGAAUGGGGUUUCUGACUUGAGUCGUUCCCAGAGGCUUUUUGCAGCUGUCAGUAUUACCACCGGUCAAGCAGCUCCCUCGCAAGUUAGUGGAGUAAUGAAAGAGAGAGUGCUGCAGAGGAGCGUGGAGCUUUCCUGGCAGGAACCAGAACAUCCCAAUGGAGUCAUUACUGAAUAUGAAAUCAAGUAUUAUGAGAAAGAUCAAAGGGAGAGGACCUAUUCAACAGUGAAAACCAAGUCCACUUCAGCUUCUAUUAAUAACCUAAAGCCAGGAACAGUGUAUGUUUUCCAGAUUCGUGCUUUUACUGCUGCUGGUUAUGGAAAUUACAGCCCCAGACUGGAUGUUGCCACACUAGAAGAAGCCACAGCCACAGCUGUUUCCAGUGAACAGAAUCCUGUUAUUAUCAUAGCUGUGGUCGCUGUGGCAGGAACCAUCAUUCUGGUCUUCAUGGUGUUUGGAUUCAUCAUCGGGCGAAGGCAUUGUGGCUAUAGCAAAGCAGAUCAAGAAGGGGAUGAAGAACUUUACUUUCAUUUUAAAUUUCCAGGCACCAAAACCUACAUUGACCCUGAAACCUACGAGGACCCAAAUAGAGCUGUCCAUCAAUUCGCCAAGGAGCUAGAUGCCUCUUGUAUUAAAAUUGAGCGUGUGAUUGGUGCAGGAGAGUUUGGUGAAGUAUGCAGUGGGCGUCUAAAGCUUCCAGGCAAGAGAGAUGUUGCAGUAGCCAUUAAAACUCUGAAAGUUGGCUACACUGAGAAGCAAAGGAGAGAUUUCUUGUGUGAAGCAAGCAUCAUGGGACAGUUUGACCACCCCAACGUUGUUCACUUAGAAGGGGUCGUUACCAGAGGGAAACCAGUCAUGAUUGUAAUAGAAUACAUGGAGAAUGGGGCCUUAGAUGCGUUUCUUAGGAAACAUGAUGGACAAUUUACAGUCAUUCAGCUAGUGGGAAUGUUGAGAGGAAUUGCUGCUGGAAUGAGAUAUUUGGCCGAUAUGGGAUACGUACACAGGGAUCUUGCAGCACGCAAUAUUCUUGUCAACAGCAACCUUGUUUGCAAAGUGUCAGACUUUGGCCUUUCCAGAGUUAUAGAAGAUGAUCCAGAGGCUGUCUACACAACUACCGGUGGAAAAAUUCCAGUGAGAUGGACAGCUCCAGAGGCCAUCCAGUACCGCAAAUUUACAUCAGCCAGCGAUGUGUGGAGUUACGGAAUAGUUAUGUGGGAAGUAAUGUCUUAUGGAGAACGGCCUUACUGGGACAUGUCAAAUCAAGAUGUUAUAAAAGCAAUUGAAGAAGGCUAUCGUUUGCCAGCACCCAUGGAUUGCCCGGCAGGACUGCACCAGCUGAUGCUAGAUUGCUGGCAGAAGGAACGUGGUGAAAGGCCAAAGUUUGAGCAGAUAGUUGGUAUUCUGGACAAAAUGAUUAGAAAUCCAAACAGCUUGAAAACCCCACUGGGAACCUGUAGCAGACCAAUUAGCCCUCUUCUGGACCAGAACACUCCCGAUUUUACCACUUUCUGCUCCGUAGGCGAAUGGUUACAAGCUAUUAAGAUGGAAAGAUAUAAGGAUAAUUUCACAGCAGCAGGCUACAACUCUCUUGAAUCAGUUGCCAGGAUGACUAUUGAGGAUGUGAUGAGUUUAGGGAUCACGUUGGUUGGUCAUCAAAAGAAAAUCAUGAGCAGCAUUCAGACUAUGAGAGCACAAAUGCUACAUUUACACGGCACUGGCAUCCAAGUGUGAUAGACAUUUCUCCCUUAUGAGGGAGGUGACAGACUGAGAGAACAGCACUGGCCUUCAGUAUAUAUGAAGUGCUGCUAGAAGACACUUGAUUUCCUGGGUCCUUCCUGCAGUGAAUAGAAGAGCUACAAGAAGCACCUACAGACUUGAACUCCUAAGUGCCACCAGAGUUUAUGAAAAGGGAAUUAGGAUCCACCAGUGGUGGCAAGGAAAACAGCAGUGACAAUAAACAAAGUACUACCUGAAUAAACAUACAAACACCUUGAGCUCUCUAACCUCCUUUUUAUCUAAUAGACUUUUUAAAUGUACAUAAAAAUUUAAAAAAGAAUAUAUUUGUCAGAUAAAAUCAUGAUAUUAUUGUUGAAUUCAACAAAAUAUUUUCCUUAAAUCUGUGAUUUCUGAAUCUUUUUUUAAUCAUUUGUGUUUAUUCUUCAUAAAGACUUUCUUUUAGUAUGAUGUUUAUAUCUUUGGACCUUUUUAGUGCUACUUCUAUGACACAUUACUACACUGGGUACCUCUGAAGGAUUAUUUGAGUUCCUAGAGAUUUAAGAAGCAUGACCAAGCAAUGUAUAUCUGUCCGAAUUUUGGUAUCCUUUUGUCCCGUUUACUUUUGUUAAAUCAGCACCGUAUUGACAGGCUAGCUAAUUGGCAGGGAGUCAGGAAAAUGCAAGUUGCCAAGAGCUCUGAUAUUUUUUAAAGAAUUUUUUAAGGUUACACAUAUAGUAUCUUUUAAAAGAAAAUAAAAGAGAAAAAAAAAAAGAAAAAAGAAAAGAAAAGCAAUAAUGACCCCUAAGUAGUUCUAGGCACUUUUAGCAAAUUGUUUGCAAGAUGGUUUUAAUGGUCUAGAGUUAAAGUGAGUUAUAUUCUAAAAUGUAGAUCUACAACUAUAAAUCUGCUUAGACACAGCAUUGAAGGGACAAGUGAUUGUAGGAGUGUCUCAGAACAUGGCUGCAGUUCUCCAAUGUUACCUAAACCAUUUAAUCUGAGCACAUCACUUUUUUUCAAUAUUCUACGUUAGC